Messenger RNA from Phlebotomus argentipes, 943 nucleotides. Its product is annotated as NADH-ubiquinone oxidoreductase chain 1-like. Gene Ontology annotation, cellular component: membrane. The transcript has a single exon. Gene Ontology annotation, biological process: aerobic respiration. The annotation marks the transcript as partial. Gene Ontology annotation, molecular function: NADH dehydrogenase activity. NCBI's taxonomy places the organism in Eukaryota, Metazoa, Arthropoda, Insecta, Diptera, Psychodidae. The record is from RefSeq and is a predicted model, not a curated record.
UAAUUUAUUUUUUAGAUAUUAUUAUUCCAAUAUUAGGAAGUUUAUUAUUAAUUAUUUGUGUUUUAGUAGGAGUUGCCUUUUUAACUUUGUUGGAGCGUAAGGUUUUGGGUUAUAUUCAAAUUCGUAAAGGACCAAAUAAAGUUGGAUUUAUUGGGAUUUUUCAGCCUUUUAGUGAUGCUAUUAAAUUAUUUACUAAGGAGCAUGUUUAUUUAAUAGUUUCUAAUUAUUGAUUAUAUUAUUUUUCUCCUGUUUUUGCUUUAUUUUUGAGAUUAUUUGUAUGGGCUUGUAUUCCAUUAUGAGUGAAAUUAUAUUCUUUUAGAUUAGGGGUAUUAUUUUUUUUUAGAUGUAUAGGUUUAGGGGUUUACACAGUUAUAUUAGCUGGUUGGUCUUCAAAUUCAAAUUAUGCGAUAUUAGGUGGAUUGCGAGCAGUUGCUCAGACUAUUUCUUAUGAGGUAAGAUUAAUUUUAUUGAUUUUAUCAUUUAUUUUUUUAAUUAAUAGAUUUAAUUUUUUAGGGUUUUUAAUUUAUCAAGAGAAUAUUUGAUUUAUUUUUUUAAUAAUUCCUUUAGGUUUAAUGUUAUUUUCGAGAAUAUUAGCAGAAACAAAUCGAACUCCUUUUGAUUUUGCAGAAGGAGAGUCAGAGCUUGUUUCUGGAUUUAAUGUAGAAUAUGGAGGAGGAGGGUUUGCUAUAAUUUUUUUGGCUGAGUAUAGAAGAAUUUUGUUUAUGAGAAUAGUUUAUGUUUUGAUUUUUUUAGGGGGAGAUAUUUUUAGUAUAUUAUUUUAUUUUAAAUUAGUAUUGAUUGCUUAUUUAUUUAUUUGGGUACGAGGGACAUUACCUCGGUAUCGUUAUGAUAAAUUAAUAUAUUUAGUAUGAAAAAGAUAUUUACCUAUUUCUUUGUUUUUAAUUAUUUAUUUUAUUAGUAUGAAAAUAUUAUUUUUAUAUAA